Molecule: messenger RNA, 741 nt
Organism: Miscanthus lutarioriparius
Lineage: Eukaryota; Viridiplantae; Streptophyta; Magnoliopsida; Poales; Poaceae
Source: the annotation of a GenBank genome assembly
AUGGCGAUUCCUCCCAACCCCUACUCCACCGAUGGCGGCGCCCCCUCCCCAGCGACCAUUAGCAGCAGCGAGCCCCUUCAACCAUGGCCGGCGGCGCCUCUGGACGACAACGGCAACGGCGAGCCCCUUCGCCCAGGGCCGGCGGCGCCUCUCUUCACCAAUGGCAAGGGCGACUACGACAUCUCCCAGAUCCAGAUCGAGGGCGCAAGCGGGGGUGGCCCCCGGCCCGUUUCCCCGCGGCUGCCAUGGAGCUUGGGCGGAGCGUCGUCCGGUGGAGUGCGAGAUCUGCACCCAAUGGCGACGGCGGCCUCCUCCCCCGUACGGGAUCUGGUGGCCCCCUUCUCUCUGGCCGCCGCUCCAAAUUGUUCAGCCAAUGGUGGUCAGAUUGGAAGCAACACCUUUUCUGUCAAGCUUCCAAGACUUUCUGUCAGCGAUUGGAUGCCGAUUAUGGUGAAUCUGGUGACAAGGAUGCUAAUGUGCAGCCGUCCUCCACGAGCAGGAAUAAUCAGUCGAUAUAGGCCGGCGUCCAAGAAGCAUAAGCUUACCAUCAAGACCACCAAGAAGCGCACCCUUGGCUCUUCAUUAUCAGCCGCUCUUGGGAUACCAUCAUCGGCUGAAAUUGUUCAGCUUUCAUCGAGUGCCAUUAACUCCAAGUUCUACAAGCACAACACCGCUUGGCCGACCGAUCCGCUCAACAAGAUAUGCUCAAUCAAAGAGAUACCGGUCGGCAAGAAGUCAUAG